GGGGGGGGAGUCCCGGGGCCAGGCGCUGCCGGAGGAAGAGGCCGAUGGAGGACGAGGAGGAAGGAAGGAGCGCCGGGCGGAGGCGGAGGAGGAAAGGGCAGGAGCUCAGCAACCCCUUCGAACUGAUAACCAAUGAAGAAAUAGAGGAUGAUCUCACAUCCAAAGAGGAGAAAGAUGAUUCCAGGCUGAAGGAGGAAAGUGACCGAAAGAACGAAGAGAGUCUGGAAAAUGACCAGCAAAAAGGAGGAGCAGAGACCAAACAACUGGACCAAACGGUAAAUGCCCCAGGAUGCUGUGUUUGAUGUCAUUUAAUAGAU
Messenger RNA from Anolis carolinensis (green anole), 317 nucleotides. RefSeq lists its product as uncharacterized. NCBI's taxonomy places the organism in Eukaryota, Metazoa, Chordata, Lepidosauria, Squamata, Anolidae. The transcript is spliced from 2 exons. Bases 45 to 302 code for a protein of 85 amino acids. The record is from RefSeq and is a predicted model, not a curated record.